GGGAUUUCUGUACUUUGUAAGGCAGCUAGGACCGGCAGCUGGCAUUCCACAAAAACCGAUGCAGUUUGCCUCGAAACUGCCUUGAUCUAAAAGAUACAGUCUGUACCUUCAUCAACUAAGACUAUGCUUGCAGAUCUGGUUUCAAGCGUGGUUGGCCGGUCCUCAAAUCGCCCGAGGACUCUGAGUGGGCGCGCGGCAUCUGGCUUUGCGCGAAGGCAAUAUGCAUCUGAAAUUUAAUUGUGUGUUUAAAGUAUUUGAUUUUUAAUUUCUUCCGGCUACAUAAUGGCGGACGACUCGUUCGUUGAACCAAAAGCAUCGGAAGAACCUUACACGAGGAUAAAGACCCUGGGAAGAGGAGCUUUUGGCGAAGCAGUUUUGUAUCGCAAAACGGAGGUAAGAAUAGAUUUGUUCAGUCUGCAGUUUAUAUCGCUGCAAGCAAAUAUCGCAAGCAAAACACAGCACGUAUUUCUUUGGCAGGGCUUUGGCUGCGGUUAUUAAAAAUAAUGCUCUCGCAAAUUUUGCAUUUUUCAAGAAUAAUGUCAGCGCUUUUUUUGCGAUACAUUUUUCUCAUCGCAAAAAAAUUUCCCUUUCCAGCAGGGUUUAUACUGAAUGCGGGGGUUGCGAAUAAUCGUUUCUGCAAUGGUAAAUAAAAGUUACUCCCUUCCCGAGUAAUCGAGUUGUUAAUGAUUCAUUAUCCUCCAGUUGUUAGCAAGUUGAUGUCUCUUGACCUUUUAUUUCCUGUGGCAAUUAUUUUAAGUCGAAAGUUGUCUUGAAAAGCUGAAAUUAAACUGGUCUAAGCUUAAUUAAACUGGCUUAUGGAAGUGUGUCAUAAAUGAACAUUUUUCGAAUUUUUAGACUGUACUCUUUUAUAAUAAUUAUACAGCUUUCGGGUUUCUCAAAAGCCCGGAAAAAGGAUAUUUUUACCAUAGUUUUUUAUUUACGUUUGUGAAAAGUGACACUAUAAGCAGGGUGCUACAUCAAAUUAUUAUUAAGCUUAUCAUUAUUAUUUCAAGUGUCAAAGAUCAAACAACCGCUGAUUUCUUGAAUUAUUAUUUUGAAAGAAUAGCUAAAUAUUUCGUAGUUUCAGAUAUUUAGUAAGGAGUAAACUCACACAAAAAAGAAACAUGUGAGGGGAAUUGUGUAGUACAUAAAAUACUACACUAAGAAGGUUUGACAUCAUAUUUAUUGCAUAGCUUUGAGGUAAUCAAGCAUGGAUUGUUUACCUUUGGUCUUAAGAGUUUAAUAAGCACUUGAAAGUUUAAAAAUGUCAGGCAUUCAUGUAUGGAUGGAGAGGAUCAAAAUAAUAUCUCUCUACUAUGGAUAAUCCUUUUGCAGGAAGGAGGUCAUUCUAAUAUUUUAAAAUUUGAUAUGUCUAGACAAUGGAGACCUUUAAAUUCAAGGAGGACGACGACCAUGAGUACAAGAUUUGACGUGAAGUUUUUUCUCGUCUUCUCAAAAUACAGACCUCCCAGAAAGCUUCAUUUUACCAUUUUUCACUAGAAAACUUAGCAUUGUUAACUUUAGUGAAGGUUAUGCGCUCUCCCAAUCGCAAAAAUGAUAAAACUUCUAACAUUAAUUGGUACAUGUAUCUUGUUUUGCCACCAUGACGUUCGCCCGAAAACUCAUAGUAGAGUGAUGAGGGCUACCACAUUUUCCCGCCAAAAUGACCCUGGCUUACGUGCGUGCACUACUUAGUAUUGAGAAAUCUCCUACUUGUAGUCAUACUCGUCUUAGAAUCGAAAGCUUUCUAUUAAAUAUACAGACGGUCGAACCCUUCGGCUUCCCAUCUUGUCACAAUUGAGGUUGGACAGUCUGCUUAUAAAUUUCUGAUAAGAGAUGUAUUCUGGUAAAGUAGUACUUCACAUAGCAAUCUGAAUAUAAGCAGUUUUAUUAUUUACUUUUCUCAGUGAAUUUUGUUUAUAUGACUUGCUUGUUGAAGGUACUGUCAGUGACAUAAAGGCCUUCUUUGGGAGGGGGGGGGGGGAAGGGUACAUAUGUCCCUGGUCUGAAUUUCAAAAGCGGUUGUUUCAUGUAUUGAAGAGGAGGCUAUGUCAUUGUCAGUAUUUUGCUACCAACUGUGUUUGCCAUUUUCCUCGUCACGGUUGCAGUUUUCAACCAAUCUUCAUGUCGUUUGUUGCAAUUUCAUCUGUCUUAUGUCCCUGUUUUAAGGCUGUGUCAGUUGAUGUAAUUUAACUUUAACGGGGCCAUAGAGUGUAUUUCUCUUUUAAAGAUGGAGAAUGGUGGGUAAAUUUAAAAAUCCUGGAUCUUGGAAAAUCUGAUCUCUAAAAGUCUUGGAAGCGUUGUGAUUUCCUAGUUUUUUUGUUUUGUUUUGUUCUUUUUUUUGUUAAGUCUUUUUAGAAGUAUUUAGCUAGAAACUACUGACAGAUGUAUUGUUUAAUACAAUAUUAUUUUUUGACAAAAAAGAAUAAUACCCCUUCGACUGUAAAUUGCCAGUAUUCACAUAACCUUGGAUCUUUAGUAAUUUAAUCUAUAUUUCUUGUCAGGGGAAAUUUGAUAAUGAUCAAGAGUGGACCUUUAAGAUAUGACUAAUUUUUACUAAAUAAAUAUUAUUCUUGUAUGAAGGCAAGAAUUGACCUGCCAUUUUCUGUUUUGUUGUUGGCUUGUUGUUUGUCAGGACAAUGUCCUUGUGGUGGUCAAAGAGGUCAACUUAAGUCGUGCUAGUGACAAGGAAAGAGCUGAUGCUGAAAAAGAGGUGGAUAUCCUGUCGCUGUUGAAUCACACCAAUAUUGUAACAUACUAUAAUCAUUAUAUCGAUGGUACAUCACUUCUUAUUGAAAUGGAAUACUGCAAUGGUGAGUGUUAAGCAGUUCUUUACUUUCAAUCCACUUUUUUUAAAGUAAAAGGAAAAAUUGUUAUUUACUGUUGCACUAUCUCUUUCUUUAAAAGAAAUAAUGAUUAAAAGAUGCCCUUAUCCAUUUUAUUGUUAUUUAAAUAUUCAGGCCUGAAAUGACUUAAAAUUUGGUGGAUUAAUUAUGUCUUCUUUUAUUCUCAGGUGGUACACUGAAUGAUAAAAUAUGUGCACAGAAAGAACUUUUUGCAGAAGAGGUAAGCUGGGGGAAAACAAUGACAGUGUACGUUGCUCCUUGCACCUAUCCUGUCGUCAUGGUGACCGUUAAGGCACCAUGGACCUAGCAACCCUUUCGCUCAUUUGAUUUUGUUUUCAGAUUCUUUUAGGGCAACGCAAAACUUCAACCCUUAUAUCCACUCAGAGAUGUUAUUCUCCUAAUGCUUCUUUUGUUGGCCCCUUCCUCUCCCUCCUUGCACUGUUCCUUGUAAAAUUGUCUUGGCAAGCCCUGCUGAUCUUGAUACAUGCCCAAACCACUCAAAAACUACAGUGGACACUCUUUUUCAUACUGACUGAUUUACUCUGUUUGGAACAGAAAAGCAAAUAAAUAAAUAAAUAAAUAAAUAGACUGAAGGUAUUAUUAAAACCUGGAUGAGACUAUAUGAGAUCAACCCACUGUUCAUGUAACUAUUGAAAAAAGUUACAGCUAGGGUUACAGGGGUUGAUUUGAUCCAGUGCGAUCUAGGUUUUGUCAAUGGCCAUGACUAUAAGGAUCCAUUUAAAUAAUCAACAUUUAUGGCUAACACCAAUUUUCAGCUAGUUCAGAAUAAUUUUGAACUACUUGAAAAUUUGUAGUAGCCGCAAACUUCAUUUGAGGGAUUUACAGUUAAAUUAUUUUAAUUUUAUUAACUUACUCUGCUGUGUUGCUAAAAUACACUGUAGCUAAAAAAUAAUCAAUCAUUUUAUUAAUUUAUAUUUUGCUUUAUGACAGAUAGUAAUCUGGUAUUUCUUCCAAAUAUGUUCUGGAAUGAGUCACAUUCAUGAAUGUGGUAUUGUUCACAGGUAAAAUAGUUAAUGCAGGGUUAUAAAAUAGUUUUUUCGAAAUGCUACGACUUAGUGUUAGUUCUGUGCUACAGAGCUCUAAAAUGGAGCCAGCCUUAAGCAUUAUACAGGUGGGAAAAAAUGAUGAAAGAGAAUACUUGCCAGAAAUAUAUAAUUUUUGUAGCAAUUUACUUGUAUACCCAUAACCCUUUAAAUGCCCCCCCACCCCUCCCCUUCUAGUACUCACAUGCAAAACUAAUAGCAAAACAUGUAUUUUGAAUGCUUUGAAAAAAGAAAAGAGGAAGACGGCAAAAAGUAAAUACUCUAGGACGUAAUUAAUAACAUGUUAGCCAGAUAUGGUUAAAAAUUUUUGUUGUUUGUAAUUUUGGUUAUUUGGAAAUAGUUGAUAUACUUUUUAUUGUAUAAGACUCCAAAUUAAAAACAUGUAUGUAUGUAUGCAAAUUCUCCCAACUGAUUUCUUCAUAAAAGUUCAUUGAAGCAUUUUCACUUGGGUGAUCUGACUUAUUUGAUAACUUACAACCUUUCGUCUUGAUCAUGUAUUGAUUCUUUUUUAGAAUAAUGGAGUAGGUCACUCUUGAGUCUGAAAGGAAAGGACUGAAGGAAAAAAGAUAUCAUCAUAUUGUUGAUUUAGAAAUUUAUUUUUAUUCCAUCUAGAGACAUCAAGACACUUAACAUUUUCUUGACUAAAUCUGGGUUGGUGAAACUUGGCGAUUUUGGUAUUGCAACUGUGUUAAAAGGAUCAAGAGAAUUUAUGGCUGAAUCUGUAAGAUUUCAAUCUUUGUUGUUGUUCAUUAGACAGAAGUGGUUCCUGUUUUAACUUAUGUAAACUUUUUUUUUGGGUGCCCCGCAUUGUGGAAAACUUUGUUAGGCCUUGUACACAACUUCUGUGCUUAAACCAGCAGGGGGGUACCAGGGCGGGGGAGUUACGGUGACAAUUGCAAAGCAGUUUUGGGGUUUGCAAUUCAAGGUUCGGAUAUUUUUAGGCAAGACGAAUGUGGCUUGNGAAAGGACUGAAGGAAAAAAGAUAUCAUCAUAUUGUUGAUUUAGAAAUUUAUUUUUAUUCCAUCUAGAGACAUCAAGACACUUAACAUUUUCUUGACUAAAUCUGGGUUGGUGAAACUUGGCGAUUUUGGUAUUGCAACUGUGUUAAAAGGAUCAAGAGAAUUUAUGGCUGAAUCUGUAAGAUUUCAAUCUUUGUUGUUGUUCAUUAGACAGAAGUGGUUCCUGUUUUAACUUAUGUAAACUUUUCUUUUGGGUGCCCCGCAUUGUGGAAAACUUUGUUAGGCCUUGUACACAACUUCUGUGCUUAAACCAGCAGGGGGGUACCAGGGCGGGGGAGUUACGGUGACAAUUGCAAAGCAGUUUUGGGGUUUGCAAUUCAUGGUUCGGAUAUUUUUAGGCAAGACGAAUGUGGCUUGUAGUUUUGGGUGGUAUAAAAUAAUAUAAUUUAACCAGGGAGUAAUACUUUCCAGGGGUAAAAAUGUAAAGACUUGUGUACAUAUAAUAAUAUUAUAUGCAAUGUUGUCAUUUAAUUUUCGUCUUAGCUUAUAUUGUCAAGCCAGUUGAUAUUUAUUUUCAAACCAGUAGUUAUUAUUAAUUUUCAAACCAGUUUCAAUUUGUAAUGUCCAGCUGUAAUAUAUUUUCACUGAAGAGUGAAUGCAUUUAGUAUAGAGAUCUUAGCAGUUUUUGACAGGAUUUAAGUAAUUACCAUCGGGCAUGAGUGAUUAGGGUAUUAAAAGCACCUGUUUUAGUGAUUGGGAUUGAGUACUGAUCUUAUUUCUCAAAAAAAUCAUGAGGCAGAAAUGUGUUAAAAGUGCUCACCAAGUAACUCUUGGUGUUGUGAUUCCACAUAGGUUGUUGGUACCCCAUACUACAUGUCACCUGAAAUAGUCCAAGGACACAAGUAAGUAUUUGAGUAGCUGAAGUGGUGUGUUGAUUAUUGAUUAUAAUAGGAUUUAUAGUAAAUCAAUUUGAUGAUCACUUUGCUCAAAUAGAUUAAAAGUUCAUUUUUCUAGAAAAACAAUUUAAACAAGUGCAAGUGUCCCUGUUAUGGACUUUUUGUGGCAGCUUGAUUUAAGUCAGGUCUUGAAAAAACUUGAAUUCCAGCUUGUCAUUUGGGCAAGCUGCUCUGACGUUGUGCUUGCCUUCGUCCACUUCUUGCUGGUUUUAUAAUAAAUUAGUUAAUGAUUUUGUUAGAGGAUGCCUAACCUUAAUAGAAGUUACUUGCCCAGCAAGAAAAUUGACUCAUUCCAGACUACUGGACGGGGCUUGGCGAGCCCUGAAAGACUUAAUGUGCUAGAUGUAUGCUUGAAUUUCACAUGAGGUUGAACUAACCUCCCUGGCUUAUUAUUUUAACAGGACAGUGUAGAAAAUUAAACUUUAAUAUCAAGCUGACAAACAGUCCCAAAAGAAUUGUUUACUUCUAUACUAUCAUCAUGAUUUUUGCCAGGAAAUUAUGAUGGGCAGCUGUCAAUAUGGCAAAGGUUAACAGAUAGUACAUCUAUUUGCAGAUACAACCAAAAGAGUGACAUGUGGGCAUUGGGAUGUGUUUUGUACGAGAUGCUCACACUGAGAAAAGUGUUCGAUGCAACAGUAAGUUGAAAUGUUUUCUUCACUACCCUUUAAAGAAAAACUUAGACCAAGACUUGACUUCUCUUUAAUAAUACAGUUUCAAUUCAUACAUUUUGUUGUUUCUUUAUUUCAUUUGUAUGCUCCUUUGAAAGUUUAGCAAUAAUCCAAAUUUUCCUCUCCAUUUCCUUGCUGAAUCAGAGGAUCAAUUCAAUCAUACAACACACAAAUGCCUUAUUUGAAAAUAAUGUACACCAAUUCAUUCUUUCUUAAUUUGUAGAAUCCUCUGAGACUUGUGUCUGACAUUGUCAAAGGGCAGUAUGAAGAGAUUGACUCACAAUAUUCAAUUGACAUGCAUAGUUUGGUAACAAUUCUAUUAUCACAGGUAUUGUUUUAAAGUUUAUUUAAAUAAUUCCAAAAAUUGAUAUAACUACACUUAUGUCCAGGUUUGCUUGCAGCUUGCAAACCUGGACAUAUCUCUACCACUAAUGGAACAGGUACCUAGAAAUACUGUGUAAGCCUCAGGAGACUCUUAAUAAACCUUUGUCAUGCGACGGCCAUUUUGUCUCAGGAGAUUUAAAAAGCUUGGUUUAUGCACAGCUAGCCUCGUAGAGAGAACGAGGUUAGCCAUGCAUAAACAAAGCUUUUUAAAUGUCCAGAGACAGAAUGGCCACACCAUGAGAAAGGUCACUCUGUAAGUUGCUACCACCUCAGACAAAACUGUUGAGUUUUCUAACUUUUGUGCCAUACUUCCAUCUCCUCUAGACAGAAAAAGUAAGAAACCCUUCCCACUCCCACACCCCUAUUCAAUGUUGUUUUGGUCUAAAACCUAUUGUGUAUGAUUCUUGUGUUAUCCUAAACAACAUUGGACAAUUAAAGGGCGGGGGGAAAUCGGGCAUUCAUUUCGCGACAGUUUCCAUUUCUGGCAGGAUGACAGGAAAAAAUAGAUACUUUUGUGAUGUGUCUCAACAUGUUUUGUUCAAGGUUGUACUGUAUCCUGUCUUCCUAAUUUGUGUUGUCUUUGGUUGUGGGGACAAAAGGAGAAUUUGGCAUAUGAUCAAGAGUCACUUCUAAUGACUUUUUCUGUGUAUUCAGAAAGAGGGCAAACAUUUGGGUUCAUGUACAUGCAGAUAAUAUCUUUUGUUUAAGGAACUCUGCAAGAAUCUACAUCCAGAAUCAAGGCUCUGGAAAACACAUUUUAGAACUAUUUUUUGAAGUAAAACAAAAAUCCCAGAGUGGAGGGGGUACUCUGUUCCCUCCGCUUUCCCAACUCCACCCAUGCGAAUUGCACCCCUUUUUUGAGUGCCAUAGACCACUGCCCUUCCAAAGAAAGUGAAAAGUGUACAUUAAAAGUGGAAAAUGUUCUUUUUCUUACAAUAAUCUCAACCACCGAUAAAUCCUUAGCUCCAACAGGCAACUUUUAGCAAGUAGCAUUUUCUUUUGUACUCUCCCAUUUGUGGAAUGUUUAACUUAUUGACUUGAGAUAUUUAUGACAAUCUUAGAAUCCAGAUGACAGACCAACAGUUGCAGAAGUUCUAGCUAUGCCCUUACUAAGCAGUUUGGGAAGGUAAUGCUGUUUUUCUACAGAAAAACAAUAGAAGACACUCAUUGUUUGGACAAAAAAUAUAAGAAACUGCAAGGGCAAUAAAACAUCAUGCUGAAUUCAUUCAGUUUUGCUUAGAGUGGUUUUCGUUUGAGUGUCGUAAAACCAAAACCAAAGUAAUUACUCUGGCCAAUCACAUAGGACACAGACAAUACAUUGAACCAAUCAAAACUCGAAGUAAUUACAUGUGGCUGACGCAAAAGUUCAUGUACAUGCAGAUAAUAUCUUUUGUUUAAGGAACUCUGCAAGAAUCUACAUCCAGAAUCAAGGCUCUGGAAAACACAUUUUAGAACUAUUUUUUGAAGUAAAACAAAAAUCCCAGAGUGGAGGGGAUACUCUGUUCCCUCCGCUUUCCCAACUCCACCCUUGCGAAUUGCACCCCUUUUUUGAGUGCCAUAGACCACUGCCCUUCCAAAGAAAAUGAAAAGCGUACAUUAAAAGUGGAAAAUGUUCUGUUUCUUACAAUAUUCUCAACCACCGAUAAAUCCUUAGCUCCAACAGGCAACUUUUAGCAAGUAGCAUUUUGUGUUGUACUCUCCCAUUUGUGGAAUGUUUAACUUAUUGACUUGAGAUAUUUAUGACAACCUUAGAAUCCAGAUGACAGACCGACAGUUGCAGAAGUUCUAGCUAUGCCCUUACUAAGCAGUUUGGGAAGGUAAUGCUGUUUUUCUACAGAAAAACAAUAGCAGACACAAUCAUUGCAUGUACUAAAAGUAUAAGAAACUGCAAGGACAAUAAAACGUCAUGUUAAAUUCAUUCAGUUUGGCUUACUGUUGUAUGAUAGCAGUUUAAACCUAUCCCCAUCUCUAAAUAAAAUUAAGAGGUUGGCCAAGUAAUACUCACAAGAAGAAGAGUAGUCAAAGCUGUCAUAAAAAGACAGGACCCACCACUCCACAAAAUGACUGGACGUGGUGGUAUCUUCGUGUUCUCACUUUUUCUCAACAUCUCAAAGUUGGGUUUCAAAUUUUUUCUUUUAUGCCAUUUUGUCCUUAUUUGAAUAACUAGGUAGGGGAGUAAAGAAUUGUAAGUUCAGUAACCUGUACCUUUUGUCAAUUCGUAUAACUUUUUUCUCUUGAAGGGAAAUGCAAAAGAAAGUUUGGGAGUUGAAUGCUUCAACCAGAAGAGCAAGGUAAGUGAAAUGUUCCAAACGUUUUUAAUAAGAAGUUAGCUCUAACAAGUUGAAGGAUGGCUUAACCUGAAAGUAGAUUGUACAGGAUGUACAACAAAUAAAUUGAAGGCAUUUAAAAAGGACUUUCUAAGUGUAGUUAUGGACUUCUGCUCCAACAAUUUUUUUGAAAAAUCUUUGGUAAACAUGCCUAUUAUAUAAAUAAUACCUGAUACCAGAAAUUUUAUCCGAAAAUAACGGCAAUUUUUUUCAGUAGAUGGCCAAUUUUCUCUGGAAAGUAUAGUCCACUAAAGCACCAAUUUUGUUAAAAAAUAUUUAUCACCUAUAAAAUUUACUUAUUUUUAUAUUAUUGCCAAAUGAUAGGUGUAGUUUUCCUUAAAAUUUUGAACCCAACUUGUUAAGACCAAAAAAGUCAUGUCACCCCAUAGAAAAAAAUCCAAGACAGUCUUGGAUUCUUUAUUCCAAUCAUUAGUGGGAUUCUGGAUUCCUUGAGUUGUAUUCCAGAUUCCUAAGCGCCGGGUUCAGGAUUCCACAAACAAAGAUUUCUCGGAUUCCAGAAUCUGGAUUCCCUUAAAUGGAGAUUAAGAUGGCAUAAAGACGUCACGCUUUGCAGCUGUAAUAACAACGGAGCCACCUUGACUUUAUUUCUAAUAAAACGCGUCACAAUUGGCUUUGGUUUUACUUCUGAUUGGAUGAAAAGGUGGCGCGAAUCUUUUAAGCCAAUCGCAUCGUGUAGAAAGUGCAAAACCAAUUACUUUUCGACACUCAAAUGAAAACCGCUCUACUGUUGUAAAUUUAAAUGACAGUUUAAACCUAUUCCCAUCUCGAAAUGAUAUUAAGAGGUUGGCCAAAUAAUAGCCACAAUGCAGAGCUAUUCUAGAAGAGUAGUCAAAGCUGUCAUAAAGAGACAGUGGCCCCAUCACUCCACAAAAUGACUGGCCCGGGUGGUAUCUUCAUGUUCUCACUUUUGUCAACAUCUCAACGUUGGGUUUCAAAUGUUUCUUUUUAUGCCAUUUUAUCCUUAUUUAAAUAACUAGGUAGGGGAUGAAGAUUGUAAGUUCAGUAACCAGUACCUUUUGUCAAUUCGUAUAACCUUUUUUCUCUUGAAGGGAAAUGCAAAAGAAAGUUUGGGAGUUGAAUGCUUCAACCAGAAGAGCAAGGUAAGUGAAAUGUUCCGAUGGUUAUUAAGAAGUUAGCUCUAACAAGUUGAACAAUGGCUUAACUUGAGAAUGGAUUUUACCGGAUGUACAACAAAUAAAUUGAAGGCAUUUAAAAAGGACUUUCUAAGUGUUGUUACGGACUUCUGCUCCAACAAUUUUUUUGAAAGUUAUUUGGUAUACAUGCUUAUAUAUAAAUAAUACCUGAUACCAGAAAUUUUAUCCGAAAAUAACGGCAAUUUUUUUCAGAAGAUGGCCAAUUUUCUCUGGAAAGUAUAGUCCACUAAAGCACCAAUUUUGUUAAAAAAUAUUUAUCACCUAUAAAAUUUACUUAUUUUUAUAUUAUUGCCAAAUGAUAGGCGUAGUUUUCCUUAAAAUUUUGAACCCAACUUGUUAAGACCAAAAAAGUCAUGUCACCCCAUAGAAAGAAAUCCAAGACAGUCUUGGUUUCUUUAUUCCAAUCAUUAGUGGGAUUCUGGAUUCCUUGAGCUGUAUUCCAAAUUCCUAAGCGCCGGGUUCCGGAUUCCACAAACAAAGAUUUCUCGGAUUCCAGAAUCUGGAUUCCCUUAAAUGGAGAUUAAGAUGGCAUAAAGACGUCACGCUUUGCAGCUGUAAUAACAACGGAGCCACCUUGACUUUAUUUCUAAUAAAAAGUACUUUCAGACUAGUAACUAUUAAGUUACAUGUAUAAACUGCAUUAUUAGAAACUGAAUCAUUGGAUAAUGCAAUUCUAGAGCUCUGAUUGGCUGAGCCAUCAUUAUAAUAUUUUUCGGGUGGAGAGAGGCGACGACCAGAAAUACGUCGGCGGUUCGCAGGCAAAGCCAUCAUGGUAUAUGAGCCAUUACACCAUGCUCUACAAAUAUGGUAACUGUACGCGUCUGCUCAAAAUUAAAAACAAGAUGAAAAUCGGUUGUUUUUACAAAUACAGUCGGGAAGAAUCCUCGUUAUUUUGUGGGCGUUUCUGAUAAAACAAUUAUUCCACUCGCACUUGUUGGAUAUGAGAUGAUUAUAGCCAACUCAGCGCUAUGCACCUCAUUGGCUAUCUACCAUCUCAUAUCCAACAUGCACUCGUGGAAUAAUUGUUAAGUAUCUUUUUCUUACCUUCACCUGUCAUUUGCCUGCUUUGGUUUAUUAAGGCACGCCAGUGGAUCAACAGAAGUUGUCCCCAUUAUCACAUCUAAAAGUAGUGAGGUAAGUAUCUGCAUUAAAGCAUUGAAUUUGAUGGGUCCUUGUAUCAUCCCGGGCAUCAUCUUUUCAAACAGUAUCAUUGAUCGAAUUUAUACUGGAGAAAAAUUCUCUGUCUAUACGAAUAAUCCAUCAGACAAUUCGUCUACAUGUAGAUAUAAAUUUGUGAAAAUGAAUUGAGAAGGAUUUUUGGCAUCUUUGUGUCAGUCUAGUUAUAAAUUUAGAGAAUUGUCUCAGACAAAUUCUCCGUCUGUUAGGUAUAUAUUAACAACCGAAGAUGAAUUUUUUCUCAAAAUUCAUCUGAUAACCGGAAUUAUAUCUAGACGAAUAAUUCCUCUUUAUAAAUUCGGCCAUUAAGUUGGGCCACACUUUAAAUCCUGUCCAUCAUUUUUCUUUUUUUUAGUUUUUGUUUUUUAUCACAAAUGGUAAAAAUUUAUGUAAUUCCCAGAGUGAUUUAUGAUACAAAAGCCAACGACAAAGUUGCUAGUUAUGUGAUGAAACUCUGUGUUUAUUUUUGAUGUAUUACUCCUAUGGCUUAAGCACUCAUUUUACGGAUUAGGGUUAAGCGCUGUUAUGGUUAAACCCUUAUUUACAACACUUACUUAGUGGCUUGCUGGCUCGCAUUGUUUACUAACUAAUUCAAAAUGAUAGGAAUAUACUAUCUGAAUGUUUUACGAGGUCAAGUGGUAAAAAGCUGACAAAAUCUACCAUUUAACAAGGUCGUUGGGCUUCAUAGCCAUGCAUGGCACUUAAUUAACCAUGGUGGCACUAACAGCUUUCAUUUUGGUUUGAAUUAGGUGUUUUACUGGGGAGGUGGUAAACAAACUCCACAUAAAGUAGACAUGUUUCAAGGUGGACAUUCCGCGCUUCAGGUGAUUACCAGAUCCUUGUAUUAACUGAUGUAUACUACCACAUGAGAAAUUACUGCAGUUUGAUUGGCUUAGAGCAGUUUUAUUUCAGCUUAAUUUGAAAUACCUACAUGUGAAAAUUACAAACUUUUUUUCGGUAGUAGUAUAAACAAAUAAUAGCAUGAUUUGUACGUGAUAUUUGGCAUAAAUACCACUCGUGAUAUUUCAAAAUUGUCUCAAAUUUCACUCGCCUAAUGGUUCGUGAAAUUACGUAUAACAAUUUUAAAAUAUCACUCGUGGUAUUUAAACCAAAUAUCCCUACAAAUCAUGCUAUUACCUAUACUAAUUUAGAUUGAUAUGCAGAAAUGAUUUCUGCAUAUACAAACAGUUUUCUCGAUUGUGUGUUUUUUGUUAUUUCCCUGGUGUUUGACCAGGAUUUUUGAACAAAAGAGCGUCUGUGAGAAGGAGAAGGUAUGCUCUACAGGCAGGGCGUUUUUGCCUUGUCUUUUUUUCCUUUGAAUACUUGAGACUGUGGCUCAAGACUUGGAAAAGAAUUGUAAUAGUCAAAAAUUCGAAGAAAAUGCAAAAAAAAUAGUCCAGUUUCGAUUUAAAGAUUACCGCUGAAUACAAACAUUAACGGCACAUUUAUACAGGGUUAGCCUCGACGUAAAGUAGAAUAUUCAGAAAUUCCGGCAAGUAAGUGUUUAAAAUUUGAAUAUACACAAUAGACAGAGUAAUAAACAGGUCUUUUUCUCGUCGGAAUUUGUGAAUAUAUUACUUCAGAUGGAGGCUAAGCCUGUAAAAAAUGCGUCUUCACUUCUUUAAUUCAGCGGUCAUAGCGAACUCGAAACUGGACUAUUUAGGGGUUGUUUAACCUUAUUACCAACCAUGUUUAGAGUUGACUUUAACUUACUAGUAAAAAUGCCCUAUAGAACAAUUCAAACAAAGUGUAUAAAUCAUUUUGUAAAAAAAAAAUGAAAAACUUAGCGACAUUUUUCUCCUGUUUUGCUGUAGAGGCUCAUUUAAAUGGUGAUAACCCUAGAUUAGGUUUAUAGUCUCGGCAGUAUGAAAUAAAACCUUUUGGAGUGGAGGAUUUAAGUCUACCAGAUUAAAUAUCAAAAUACUUAUCGUAAACUUUCAUUUAAUUUCAGCUGGCUGUUGGUCAAUCACAUUUCGCUGUGGUAACUGUUGAAAAUGAACUCUUCACGUGGGCUGUAAGUACACUGACCAUGCUACUUUCUCACCUUUUCAUGUGUAACUGUGUCUACCUUUAUCGUUUUCUCGUUCUUCACUUUUUGCUUUUCUCUAACCAUUAUCCAUCGUUUCUUUAGUCUGUUAGUUUCCAUUCCGUCUCAUGAUCCUUCUCCAUCUUUUUACUCCCUGUCGCUAUCUUUUUCUAGUUUCCAUCUUAUCUGCACCCCACCAGACAUCUUCAUCACUCCAUUAUUUUCUCCACCACAGUCUUUAUCGUUAUUAACUCACUAUUCUAACUAAUCUCCAUCUUAAUUUUUCGUCCUUCUCCGUAUCCAAACCGCCCGUCUCAUCGACCUUCUUUUGUCUCUUUGUUUUCUUAGCCUUUCUCCCGCAAGUUGAGAUCAGGCCCAAUUUUAGCGGUUCUCAUACAUUCUCUCUAACGGCUACCAUUACAAAGCGAAUUGAGCCUGAUCUCAGGUUAUUCUCCCGCCACUUUUCUUUUUGUCAGAUUCUCUGUCCUUUCUUCAAACUUCAUGUCCUCUAUUUUGGGCCUUUACUGCCGCAAUUCUUCUAUUACCCUUUUCUAUUCACCUUUUAAAUCUGUCUGUACCUCUACCUAUUCGUCUUUUCAUUUCUCUCGGAAACCAGGAGGUGUCGCGAAAAUCUCUGGCUGUUUACUAACUCUAGUUUUUGGACGUGUGUUAUUUUUUUUCAGAAUGUACAUGGCGGCAAACAGAUGGUAGGCCAGCUGGGACAUGGCGAUACAGCAGCUUAUCGCAUCCCAAAACCAAUCGAUUCAUUACAUGGAAUUCCCAUCAAACAAGUUGCGUGCGGAGAUGAGUUCACGGCGUGUGUGACAGGUACAAAUUCAAAAUUAAAUGGCCUAACAAUUAUAUGCUUUGUGAAUUGUUUGCAACAGAGUAAGAUAGAUUGAGGUUAAGUUCGCCUUUAGUUGUAUGAAAAACUAGAACGAUUUGACUUCCCUUAGAAUAGUCAUUGAAACCUCUUAAAGAGAUGUUGCUUCUGCUUCAUUGAACGCUAACUUAUUCUGCACUGUUCAUUUAUUCCCUUAUUGUUUUUUCAAGGUAUUAUUAUUAUUAUUAUUAUUAUUAUUAUUAUUUAUUUAUUUAUUUAUUUAUUUAUUUAUAUAUUUAUUUAUUUUUUAGAGGAUGGGGUUUUAUACGCGUUCGGCUCAGAUUACUGGGGCUGUAUCGGCUGCAACAAUGAACUGGACGAGGAAGUUGUUACCCCAUACAGAGUAAGAUUCUUUGAUGAGAAUCCUGUUGAGCAGGUUGCCUGUGGAGAGUGCCAUGUUGUGGCGCUAACAGGUGGGUUGCCUUUGUCUUGACGCAGUACACGUUGAUGCUUAGCGAACUCACUUUCCUAUAAAAGGCAAAAAACUUUUCUGAGGCAAACAGUUACCAUACGCACCAUGAUGUAUUUUUUUCAAUUAAAACUGUUUUGGCAAAUUGAACCACUGUGAUAAACCAUCAUCUUCUCUGAGAGACCCAUCAUUUGUGUAUUUGCGUCUUGUAGAUGUAUUUCUGAAAUUUUUCUUAACGUCUACUAACCACAGAGCUGUUUUGAGCGUUUUCACAUGACGUCACGGCGGCCAUAUUGGUGUCUUGAAACAAUAAAACGGCGGUCAUGUUGGUGUACCAAACCAAUGCUGUGCAAGUUGAACUAUUUUCUUAUGUAAAUGCUUUCUUUUUUUCCAAUAAACAUUGUAUAGCUGCUGGCCACGUGAGUGGCCACGUGAUUGAAAUAUACAGCGUUUUCAUGCACGUGGCUAGCAGCUAUGCAAAUUUAUUGGAACAAAAGAAAUUUUUUAAGAAACUUGUUAAGUUCCAAUAAACUUUGCAUAGCUGCAGGCCGCGUUGAAAACGCUCUGAGCGUUUUCAUUCACGUCACCAGCAGCUAUGCAAAUUUACUGGAACAAGAGAUUUUUUUUAAGUAAGAAAAAGGUUCAAUCCCCUGGUUUGAGACACCGACGUUUGCACCGUCUCGUUGUUUUGGGGCAUCAAUAUGCCGGACUUGACCUCAUGUCUAAAAGGAAUAACACACAAACUGCGGUUACAAACAUCAGAAAUAGCAAACGCAUUGUAUAACUGACUUUUAUAAUAUCGAACUUGACGCUUCGUACGCUUGACGUCAUGUGUUCACACUCUGGGUGGGCAAUUAGCGACAGAACGGAAACGUUAGUUGAUGACGGCGCGCGCAAAUCAAACAACUGGCUUCACCAAUGGUAGAGCGGCAAAUUGGGCACUGGAAGUCGCGUUUAGUCCUUCCCGCGCUUUUUCGGGCCGUCAACUGUCGUUCCCGUUCUGUUGCUAAAACAGCCUAUUAGUUUGAUUUGAUGUUGAUGCAAAACUGACUUCCAUUGUUUGUGACUGUAUGUGUACAAGCUUGUAGCGAAGAUGUCAUGAGUAAAUAACGCGUUGUCAUUCAACAGUUGCUGUGUUUUAUGUCUUCCUAAUUAGGCUUUUGACUCCUUUCUUCUCUUGUUUCAGCUUCAAAGGAAGUUUACUCUUGGGGUUGUGGAGAGUAUGGUAAGCUCUAAAGAGAUUUUGUUUUGUAAAAAACUAUGUUUGGAACUGCCUGGGUUUGCCAAAAAGAGGGACGCCGUCUCAUCCAUGUUAAUUUUCGCGGAUUAUAUUUAUUCAAUUCCGCUUGCCUUAAUAAAUGAUGGACUGAUGCAGCUUCGUUCCCAGUCUUCCUUCGCUCACCGCGCGAAUAGGCCUGCGGACAAGUGUGGAACUAAUGCUACUGUAAACCUUCUUUUCUAUUUCUUUAUAGGUCGUUUAGGGCUGGGAAAUGAAGAUGAUUGCGCUGCUCCACAGAAGGUAACUUGACAUGCAUUGCGCUUGAAUGUUACGCCAGGCAAUUUUUCUUGCAACCUGUCUUGAAAUUUUCUAGAACCGUGGCGAGACGGGAUGCACAAGGGAGUCGUGAUGGAGGCUUUUGCGGAGCAAAAGUUGCGCAGUGGACAAUUUAGAGGCACUCGCCUGCCACCAUUGUGGCCAUAAAUGGUCAACCCCUUUAAUUCUAGAUCAAGUUAUGGCAAGAUGAUCUGUCAGUCUAACUGUGAACAAAUUUCUAUGAUGUUACCAUUCAAUUUAAAUCUCUUCAACAGAACUUUUGCGUGGUAAUAUUUAUUUCUUAGAAUUUUAUCAAAAGAUGUUUGGCAUUUUGGGGAUUGUUUUUUAAGUUUUCUUUCGGCAUUGUUUUGUUGUAGGUGGAUGUACCAGCACAGUGUCGGUUGGUAUCCGUCUGCUGCGGUUCUGAUUUCACCUUUCUACUCACUGCAACUGGGCGACUUCUCGGUUUUGGAAACAACGACGAGAACCAGCUUGGAAUCGAUACACCACAGUCACUAAGAAAAAGGCAAAUAAAGGUUCGUUAUUUGAGUACAUCCUCGUUUACUUUUUUAACGGAGACAACUCUCAAAUUUCGUCUGACGGUACAACCAAUUCGUCACUUUAGAAACGCGAAGGGAACUGGAGCCGAAAUGUGCCCGCAAUUGUUUCUGGGAUCGCUGCUGGGGACACGCCGGUCAGCUAUUGGCCAAUUUUUUUCCGUGUCCUUAGCAACAGCCCCAGAAGUCUUUGCGAAAGUUUACACGACCCAGUUUUUUUGUCGUUUCUAAAGUGUCAAAUGUGCAGACAGGAUAGUAUUUCACCCGUUUUUCUGCUUUUUAAUUUUCAGUCUGUCUCUGGUCACUUUCCUUAUCUCACCCUCCCCAAACCUGUAAUGCCUCUUAACAAGUGAGUACUUUUUACACAAAGUUACUUUUAUCUGAUCGAAAAGAAACAUUUUGAAACCAUUGGUGGGGAGUUUGGUAGACUAAAGAAGGCUGGAGCUGUUACCAACACAGAACUGCUCCCCAAACUUCUUACGAAUGUUAUUUUACAAUUAGUAAGUUAUUAAUGUAAUUAGUAAUUGAUGCCUAAAUUUCUCUAGUGACAUGGUGAACUGUUUUACACAGUCAGUGCUAGUGAAGACGUUUGCGUCUCGGUAAAUUGUUGCACCCUAACAGAAUACAGCUUUUUGGCUACCAACAGAAUUGUUUAUCUUGAAACUGAUCCUGAUUCUGAUUCUGAUUCUAAUUUUCUAGUUGAAUGUCGUGAUUCAGUCUGGAAUAUGAUAUAUUUUCGUUGCCUCGUGUUUUCUGGAUGCCAUCACCUCUUUCACUGGCAUUACGAAGUUUCCCCCCCCCCUCCCCACCACCACCACUACUCCCAACCCCUACCCCCAAAACAGUCUCGUAGUAUUAUUCUACAGAACACCGACCCUGGGCCAGUUAGUUCUUUUUGUAGAGAAAGUAAGCUAAAUCAUUAACUUUGAGGUUUUGAAACGUCGUUUGCGCGUUUGACUGGUUUGAUGCUGUGUUUAAGCUGGUUGAAGUUUAUGCUUACGUUUUUUGCUGUUGAUGAUGUUGUUGUUAUUGUUUUUUAAGGUAUAGUAUAACCUCUGUCUCAGCUGGAAGGACACAUUCUGCUGUAAUAGAUGGUAAGAGUGACACGGCUUUGUUCAUUAUUGGUGGAUUUCCACUGUCGCGUAAUCUUAAGGUGCUUACGCUCGUAAAUUUUACGCCUGUAAAUUUAGGGCAAUGUAUGAAGUGUCGCGCGUAAAUAUAAAAGUUGAACCUCGCUCAACUUUUACGUUCACACACGACACUUCAUACAUUGCCUCUAUUUUAUUUAUGGAAGGAAAUUUUACGAGCGUAAGCACUUAAAAGUUACGCUGCAGUUGAAAUCCACCCUUAUCUUCUUGUGAUAUCAGUUCCUCGGCUAGGAGAGUAGAAGAAGUUUUACUUAGGUUGCUGAUUUAUCGAGGUAUCAAUCGUGGAGGCUUUGUCAUGCUAGUCUAAACAACGCAUACGUUUUGAUAGGAAGCCUUAAAUAAUUUCGUUCUUUCUUGGUAAUUUUCGCACGAAUAGAAUUUAAACUUCCUAAUAACCUUUUGAGAUAUUAUGUUGGGUUUUCACAGCCUACGGUCGGCUUAUAACAGUGGGCUCCAACAAGUUUGGCCAGCUAGGAUUGGGAGACUUCAAGCCACGAACGGGACCUUGUAUCGUGGGUGGCGAAAUGGUUGGCAAACGGAUUGUUCAAGCAGCAUGUGGAGAUGACUUUACAGUUGUGGCUACUGCUGGUAACAACUUAUUACGUACAUUGGUUUAAACACUAGGAAGCCAGUUAACUGUACUUUAUUUCGCCACCUUUCGGUCUUUAACUGUUGUUUCUUUCCUCAGAUAACCAGAUCUACUCAUGGGGGAGGGGUGAUAAUGGUCGGCUUGGCGUGUUGACGGACAGCCUAAUGCGUGCCAAGGGUGGAAUCCCGUGCACUGCAGUCCCGCGCCCGAUUUUUGGCGCCCUACACGUGCUCUCGUGCGUGGCGUGCAGACACUGGAAUUCGCUUAUUGUGGCGGAGCGCGUUCUUAGUUCGCGCACUGUCAAGCGCGCAGGGUCAUCAGGACGCUCUUUGGAAUCUCAAUCGUGUAAGUAGCCUACUUUUCUUCUUUCUUACAGCGUCUUGUAUUUGUAUUUGUAUUCUAUGUCUAUCCUUGCCGUCCCGUUGCUACAGACGACAGAAAAUAGUUUCACUGUUUAAAUAUGGCUCUAAAUAACAAAACUAGACCCUUAUGUUUAAGGAACAUGUUCUUUUCAAGCAGCCGGUGAUCAAAGUGACUCUGUUUUCUCGGAUCCAAUGAGACUGGAUAUCAAUCAAGACAGUGGUCCAGCCGAUGGGAAUUACCUGUACGGAGACUUGACUAAAGACUCGGGAGUUGGCCGUUCACCUCGAACUCCGGGGCCUGGGUCCGACCCCAGAAGUCUGAGCGAGAGUAGCGUGCCGCCAGCUUGGCUACAAGAUGUAAGGAGGCGUUCAGUUUUAUUUUUUAAACCCUUAUUACCUUUUUCCCGUACAUCAGUUAGACUUAACGUCAACUCUUCGUUUUAAAAACAGGCGAGAGCUGCUGUCCGAAUGAAGAUAACCUCGCGUCUAGCAGACGAAACUUUAAAGUCAAGGGGUGCGAAUAAGAGUACAUAAGGAAGUUUACGCAACCACGUCACUAAAUUAGGAAACUUACGCAACCACGUCACUAAUCAAAUGUAUUUGCGAUCUUUCAAACUUAAUCACAAUUACUCCUUAUUUGUCAACUGGUGAGAGUCGAAUUGUCCGAGACUGGCCCAUCGAAGUGAAAGAAGAGAUAGGCAAAUUCGUCUUCGUAUGUUCACGUCCUCAAUAAAACGUAGCAUUUGGGGAUUUCAUACAGUAGUCAUGCAGUGGACGUUGUCUUUGUCGUUGCCGUUGUCGUCGUUGUUUGGUAAAAUCCCCGAUGACUGCACAAUACUUUAGAUGGGGGCGUACGAUGGUUAGAAUAUAAGGCUGUCAUUGAUCAGGGUGUGUGACUGUUGAUAUAGUCGAGUGAGAGAUAUUGUGAAAUUUAAGUCUGUGUUCACACUUGAUUAGUCAGCGCCUCAGACGAACCUACACUUCUGGUUAAGUCCGUCUGUAAAACAGUGCCGAAAUCUUUGCUCCGGGCCCCCACCUAUGUACCAGGAUUUGAGUAAGCGCCAUGAUUGGCCCGUCAUAUUAAGAAGGCACAGUAAGAGAAAAUUUUCUUAUCCACUUGUCCCUCGGACAAGCAUUAUAUUAAAUUUGGUUGUCCAAUACCCAAGAGUUCUUAUCCAAGACGUUUUGCAAGGUUCCUAAGCCAAAUGGAGCUCGUAAAAACAAAUGAAAUGGUCGCGGUAUAGCGAAGUUAAACGGAAUAUUUAACCUUAUUUUGUCAAGUAUGAGGUUUUCUUUUAUAACUAUAAGGUAAAUUUUAAUUCUACAGUGAGUUGAAGUCAAUUUUCAACUGUUCCCGUAUUUUUUCUAAUUAAAAAUGUGCUUGUCCCACGGACAAGUCAUGUCAAAGGGUUACAUGGCCGAACUAAAUUUCUACCUGUCGCGGACAACAGGACAUAGGUUUUGGCGCACCCUGAAAGGCCUUGUGGAUUUGCCAAUCAGGAUGAAAGGAAAUUCAAAAUGCAGUGCCGUUAAUUCGCUGAGUCCAUUGGGGACCCAGAAAAAGGAGCUGGGGGUUGCUUCGCAGACGUUACUAACGGAGGCUGAAUUACGUCUGCGAAGUAGGCUACCCUUGGUGCCCAAUUACGAUUUUCCAUUUGGCAUUUAUGAAUACCUUCCUUCAGUUAACUGGAUAAACUUCUUUUCGUCUUUUAGGAGCUUGAUCAGGCAGAGUAUAUUUCCAUGGAAUCGGGCAGCAACUCUGGUAGAACCUCGUCCCAGGCUACCGCAUCCAGUCGUGACCGCAAUCUCUCCAAUUCUGAGAGCACGGUACCGGAUUGGUUGAAAAAUGUAAGCGUUUGAUUUGCCAGCCUACAAUUGGAGAUCUUAAUUUGUUUAAAAUCAUUAAUCAAAGACAUCAACAGCAAAAAAAAUCCAUUAUACAUUAUUGUUCACCGGCUUGAAUCCGAUUUCAUUUAGACGCCCAUCCGCUGUCACACACACUAAGUAUGUUGACGUAGGAAUUGCCAUUACAAUCUUUUUUCUAGGAAAACUUAAAGAAAAAUUGGCUCAAAAAGCGCGCGAAAAUACUGAUGCGAGUAUAUCGGAUCGUGCUCAUGCCCCCCGGGCAAUUAAUUCAAUAUGGCCGCCGUAUCGACAAAAAGGUCUAUGGAGGACUACACUCACACUGACGAUCAUUCCCUUUAAUUAUGACAUGACUUCUGGAUUCAAACCGUCUAUUACUGAAGUAGACUUUAAAGUCAGGUAUCUUUUAGUGCAAUGCAAAGAUGUCAUUUGGUUUUACUGAACGAUGAAAAACUUCUAUCGUUGUUCCUGUAAGUUCAGAUCACUCAGUCACUUGUGCGUCGGUCAUGCGCGUGUUCUAUAGACCACUUCUAUUCCAAGACUCUCUGUUACCUUGCUUUUCUUUGAUUCCUAUUUGUCAUUCUCGUCGUAUUUUCAGGAGCUCCGUGAGUCUGAGUAUAUUCCCAUAGAUGGCCAUGCGUCGCCCUCAUCUAGAAGCAAGUGAGUAGUUUUCCUUCUAAACUCACCCGUCUAUAAGUUUCAGGUUAAUCUUUUGACUCCUAGCUGCUGGUAAAAUCGAGAGUCAACAAAAAAAAUCGAAAGGGUAUUUCCUAACAAAUCCUUCAAAGUAAAUAGUACCAUGUGAAAGUACUGCUUAAGAGGUUCAUAUGAUAGUCAAGAAUUUCUGGAAAUACUUCAUCUAAAGUCCCUAAAUGUAGCCGUUGGCUUUUUUUUUUCUGUCAAGAGCGAAGGGAGAAAUUUUCGAGGACGCGCACACGCAAAAAAAUAGGGCUAACCGGCGCCUGCCACACACGUUUCCUGUUAUGAAAAAACAAAUCCUUAAACCCUAGGAUCAACAUAUCCUCCAUACACCAUUUUAGUAAGGUGCUGACAAGGAGAAUUUGUUUUUACAAUCACGACCUGUUAAUUAAUAGUCACUUCUUUUGUUCUCAUGGCCUUCAUGUUUGUUUACAGUGUGGUAUUUUAAGGGCAAAUCACUUGUUGGUCUUUCUUAGCGACUCAAGGAUAAUUUUUGCACUUUUUAUGUUGUAGUGGGAUUUCCUUGUCGUCAGUAGCAGUUCAGUGCGAUCUUCAGCCAAGUAAGAGCAAAUCGUCAAGUUUUUGUUAGAUUUUGUUUAAAUUAUUUUAUUUCGUUGUAUACUAAGUUAAACAUUUGUUAACGGAAUUUUUAUUCCUGCAUCCUAGGCGAUGUAGAAGAAAUGAAAGCUUUGUUACUACAGCUGCAACAGGAGAACGCCAAGGUUAAUAUAACGAUUAUUACAGUGCUGGAGACUCAAUGAUACAUCUCACUUUUAUUCUGGAGAUGACUACCGAACAGGUUGUCGCAACGUCAGUCACUGUCAACAAAUGUCCUAUUAAGGUCAUCACUCACUCGCAUGAUCAUGAUCCACCAGGAGGGAAUAAGGGGUCUGAGAGGAAGUCUUAGGGCGUUAGGCGGGAUAUGUGAAUUUCUUUCAAGUUAUUUUAAGAGGUUGUAAUUAAACGAAAAUCGAAUUCCUGGGGCCCCCUACAUUUUAAUCGGUUGUUUGAAACGUCAUGCAGUCCGCGCGCGCCUGUCUCAAAGCAAACAAUGCAGAAUAUUGUAAUGUCGACACACUAAGGGAGCAUAAUGAGAGCAUGAUGUCCCCUUAUUCUAAAAGUUUGCGGACUUCUCCGGAAAAUAUCUUCCGAUUAAGUUCAAGGGUUUAAUUUGUCUAAAAAUAACUUUGGUGAAAUUCACAUAUCCCAACGGCUAGACUGGGCUCUGUCCCAUUAUUUUCUCUUGAUUCCACCUACUUAUGAAACUUAUUAUCUACAGUAUUGUACUGGUUUCAAUUCCGUUAUGUAUGUAUUGACUUUAGAGAGCUUUAGAUUCUAAGACGAGAAUGACUACGAGUGCGAGAUUUUCUCAAUAGUAAGUAGUGCUCGCGCGUGGACGAGCGUCAUUUUGGCGGGAAAACGUGGUAGCCGCCGUCAUUCUACUACGAGUUUUAACGAGAGUGUCGUAGUGGCGGGAACAAGUUAUCAAAUGUUAGAAGUUUUAGCGUUUUGCAAUCGGGAGAGGUCUUAAGCUCCUUCAAUAACGAUAAAAGUGCUAACUUUUCUGGUGAAAAAAAGUGCUAUGAAGAAUUCCGGGUUGUCUAUUUUUUGACAAUAGGCGAAAAAACUUUAAAUCAAAUCUCGUAGUCGUAGUCGUCCUCGACCUCAAUUCUAAAGGUCUCUUUAUUUAACUGAUGACUGGUCUUUAGUGGGAUAUGAACCCAAAGCUUACCGGCAGGUAAAAAAUCAGUGUCCGCCGCGAUUGUUCAUUCUCCUUGGCUACGGUUUCUUUUCUUUUGUCGUUUUCAGCUUAAGGAAAAGUUAGCUCAACAGAGUAAGAAAAUGAAGAUUUUACAGCAAGAGGUAAUUUAUCGUCAAUUUUUUGUACACUUCUGGUCACGGUUGUUUAAAUGUUGGAUAGCGUUGUUGGAUAACUAUUAGGGAGACCCGUUGCCCUAUCCACUGGAUAGACGGAGACUUAUACAGUGGAUAGCGCACCGUAAUUUUUAAGGAGUUAUUAUAUCUACAAAAGUGGAGUUAAAAGUUUAGGUACAGGAUAACCCCUUUUGGGGGGUUACGUUAACUCCUAAUUUAACUCCAAAUUUGGGGUCAUUUUUACUCCUGAAAAAGAGUUCUUUUUACUCCCAGUCUGGAGUUAAAAUAAAUCCGAAAAUGGGGUUAUUUUUACUCCUUACAUGGGUUGUUUUUACUCUUUUUGGAGUUCAUUUAACUCUGAAAGUGCAGUAAAAAAUUUAGGUACAGGAUAGCUCCUUUUUUGGGGGUUAUUUUAACUCCUCAAUAUCUGGGGUCAUUUUUACUCCUAAAAAAGAGUUCUUUUUACUCCCAGUCUGGAGUUAAAAUAAAUCCGAAAAUGGGGUUAUUUUUACUCCUUACAUGGGUUGUUUUUACUCUUUUUGGAGUUCAUUUAACUCUGAAAGUGCAGUAAAAAAUUUAGGUACAGGAUAGCUCCUUUUUUGGGGUUAUUUUAACUCCUCAAUAUCUGGGAUCAUUUUUACUCCUGAAAAAGAGUUCUUUAAACUCCUUUUUGAAGUUGAAAUAACUUCCCAAAAUGUAACUCCACUGCAAUGAGUUAAAUUAACCCCACUUUUCGAACAAUUGAUCUUUGGCGUUUAAUUUGAAUAUACCCAGUUCUGUCAAACUAGACUAAACGUUUUUUUAAAAGGCCGAUUAUGUGAACGACGUUAAACUGGUUUUGUUUUUCUCCAGAACAACACAUUUAUUGCUAAUCAAAAGAAGUUUUGGGAGCUGAUUGACUCGUGGCAUAAAGAUUGUCAGAAGGCUUCCUCAGCGAACUCCCAAAAUAAACAGGUAUCGUUAUACACGCUAUUUGUGCCUGUAGUCUCAGAUGUUUGUCCUGUCCGUUGUCAUGUCCAGACGUCGACACUAAUCAGAUUCAUGCUCCUUAUGGUAGACAUCACGAAAUGUCCCCUUACCUUAAUCCUCACCUAAACUUACAGCCUGCGAAAACAGCAGACAUUUCGCUACGGCACCGCUGUUUUCCCCGCGAAGUGACGUCUGAGGAACGACUGUAGAAAUUCCAUUCUGAUGACGUGUUACUAGUAGAUCUGGGUAUUGCUUCUGAUUGGUUGAAACAAACUUCCUUGCAGCACGACCAAUAAAAAGCACUACCCAGAUCUGGGUAGUGAAACGUUAUCAGUAUGGAAUUUCUCCGCUCAUUCUUCAGACGUCAUUUGGCAGGGAAAACGGUGGCGGCGUUGCGAAUUACAGUUCUGUCAAACAUGAAGUCUUGUGGGAAAAAUUUACUAUAUUUGAGUUUCAAUGUAUUUCGUACUUUAGUACUAAUUGAGGACACUAUUUUUACCUCUCCUACUGGAGACGGGACCGCCAUUUUACGUGGUCAUCCAAGCUAUGCGAAGGUCUUUUUGUUUUCAGGGCUAAGGCUGUACCUUCACUUCUCAGUUGUUUUAAGACCCUGCAGAGUAUUGGUCCGGUCCCGAAAAUAUAUCCCUCGACCUUCCGCUCUGUAGUCAAGCGCUCUAAUGACUGAGUUAAUCCUGCCGCGGUUGAAAUUGUAAUUUAUUUGGUGUAAUUAAUAAUUAUUCCUCGAGCCCGAAUGGGCUCUGAGUCAAUAGUCCACGAGGCCGAAGGCCGAAUGGGCUAUUGACUCAGAGGCCAUGAGGGCGAGAGGAAUAAUUGUUUUAGUAAAAUCCAACUAGUUGGUCGAAAAUAUCGAGAAUAAAAAAAAAAUUUAGCUAGUUAAAGCUAGACUUUAAUCCCUUUUUGCCGCCAAAAAGCCCGCGCUUUUCGCUACUAGUGGGCUAUAACAUAUAGCCUAGUAGUGGCUCAACCAAUCAGAACGCAGUAUUGAUAAUAGACCACUAGUUGGAUUUUACUAAUAUACAUUACUUCCCCAAGAAUAUGAUCGAAAGUCUCUUGCCUGGCGAAUUCUAUCCUAACCCUUUAUGCUCAUUUGCUCUUACAUUUUGUCAUCAGGGUGAAGGCAGUAACAGCCUUCAACCGUUAGCAGAGGCGGCCUCGACAGAGUCAUCUGACGACACGUGGGAUGUUUGA
Messenger RNA from Porites evermanni, 25678 nucleotides. NCBI's taxonomy places the organism in Eukaryota, Metazoa, Cnidaria, Anthozoa, Scleractinia, Poritidae. The record is from the annotation of a GenBank genome assembly.